Messenger RNA from Rosa rugosa (rugosa rose), 1144 nucleotides. Its product is annotated as acidic endochitinase-like. The coding region runs from base 33 to 938 and encodes 301 amino acids. The record is from RefSeq and is a predicted model, not a curated record. The transcript has a single exon. Gene Ontology annotation, molecular function: chitinase activity. Gene Ontology annotation, cellular component: extracellular region. Gene Ontology annotation, biological process: carbohydrate metabolic process. NCBI's taxonomy places the organism in Eukaryota, Viridiplantae, Streptophyta, Magnoliopsida, Rosales, Rosaceae.
CACCUAAAUACCAAAUUCAUCAGAGAGCAAAUAUGGCUGCCAUGUCCACCGAGUCGUGCUCUCAAGCUCUCACUGUCUUACUAGUAAUCCUCCAUAUCUUUGUCUCAAACUCUUACGCCGGAUCCAUUGUAGUUUACUGGGGCCAAAAUGGGGAAGAAGGCACACUCACAGCAGCAUGUGACACAGGAAGAUAUCGUAUCGUAAACAUAGCAUUCCUCUCACAGUAUGGCAAUGGCCAAACACCUCAGAUCAAUUUAGCCGGUCACUGCGAUCCAAGAUCAAAUGGUUGCGUAAAAGUGAGCACAGGCAUCAAAAAUUGCCAAAACAAAGGCAUCAAGGUCCUCCUUUCCAUUGGCGGUGCUGGUGGGAAUUAUGGACUAUCAUCAGAUGCCGAUGCUGGGAAAGUAGCUGACUACAUAUGGAAUAACUUCUUGGGAGGUCAAUCGAGCUCAAGGCCUCUAGGCGACGCCGUUUUGGACGGGGUAGAUUUCGACAUCGAGAAAGGCGGACCCCACUAUGAUGCGCUUGCUAGGCAGUUGUCUCAGUAUAGCCAAAGAGGGAGGAAAGUGUACUUAGGAGCAGCACCGCAGUGCCCAUUUCCUGACCAGUAUGUAAAUGGCGCAUUGUCCACUGGCUUAUUUGACUAUGUUUGGGUUCAAUUCUACAACAAUCCACAAUGUGAGUUCACCUCUAGCAAUCCCAAUGCCUUUAGGAACUCCUGGAAUAAGUGGACAUCAUCUAUACAAGCCAAUCAAUUCUUUGUUGGGCUUCCAGCUUCUACAGCAGCUGCUGGGAAUGGUUAUGUGCCUACAGCUGAUCUGAUAAACCAAGUGUUGCCUUUUGUUAAGAAGUCUCCCAAGUAUGGAGGUAUCAUGCUCUAUGCUAGGUUUGAAGAUGAUAAGACUGGAUACAGUUCUAAAGUUAUAGGCAGUGUUUAAUCCAAGUCAUGACUCAUGACCAUGAAAUGGUCUUACAAUAUAAGUAGAAUAAAAGUCUCAAAUUGGCUUAAUAAUAUUUCGACGGUUAAAUGUUUGAUACCGUUUGAAUAGUUGUAUGAUUUAAAAUACAAUGAUCGAUCAAUAUUCUCUAUAGAGACGAUCUUUAAAAUGUGUGAUUGUUUUUUAUGCAGUUCAUUAUUUGUGUG